GCCUGUCAUCUUCCCCACUGGCCAUCCCAUCCUAGAAACAACAAACAAGCACCAGGUCCACGGCCACCGAGCGGCCGUUCUCCGGCGAGCCAUGUCCGGCGGCGGUUGCAGCGUCCGCGCAAUCUGGAUCCUCACGCCGCACGACGUGGUCGCCUUCUCCAAGCGGUUCGCAGUGGUGGAGAAGCGGUGGCGCGUCGCCUGGGAGAAGGAGGGGCCGGGGAGGGGCGCGAAGAUGCCGCUGCCGGCGGACUACGAGGUCGCCGCCGCCUUUGCCGACCGCCGGAGAAGGGAAGGCACAGCACGUGGUUCUGGUAUCCGCACGAGCAUAUCAUCUGUGGGAUCGGAUUCUUGGGUCGAUGAUCCAAUCACUCGCCAUAUUAUAUCCCUUCGUAUCGACAAAGAGGAAGAGGACGGGUUUAUACUGUGGCCAGUGGUUCUACAGAAACGUGGAGGUUAUUAUGUCCUUGUGUUGCCUCUGGUGGAUCCUCAGUCGUUUAGAGCGUUUGAAAGCCUCUUGAAAAGACCUGAUUGUGGGAGUUCGGCUAAGGAGGAUGGCAAUCUUUCUUCCAUUCUUCUUAAUCUUCCGUGCAUAACAGGGGCAUUUAUGGUAGCAAAUGUCAUUGGCGAUAUAAUUACUGGUGAUGUUGCUGAACCGGAGGUGGUCGUUAGUUCUGGCCCCUCUGUUGGUGGACUGUUAGAUUCAUUGACUGGAAGUAUAGGUAUUUCUGCCCGGCCAAAACCAAUCACUACACCUGUUGCUGCCCCAAUUGCAUCAGUUUCCUCGCCUGUUGGUGCUUCUCAAUCAGAGUCUCUAAAAGGUGGUGUGAGACCUUUUGACAAGGAUGUACUACGGAACUUCAUCAUUGGUGCUAUGCCUUUUGGUACACCUCAGGAUCUUAAUUAUGGCAAUGUUACUUCGAUUAGAACAACUGGAUUUUCAGCUGAUCCGCUUCCGACAGAUCAGAAGCAACCUGCCUGGAAGCCUUACCUAUACAAAGGGAGGCAAAGGACUCUCUUCUCUAGCCUGGAGACUAUAAAUGCUGCGCUAUAUGACCGUGAUGAUGUGCCCGAUUCCCUUUCUGUUUCGGGACAAGUGACCUGUAGGGCUGAACUGGAAGGGUUACCUGAUGUUUCUUUGCCACUGACUGGGUUAAAAGCUGCUCGUGUGGAAGUAUCAUCAUUCCAUCACUGUGUUCAAGCUUCAGAGCCUACUGGCGAUAAGCAAUCUCUUAUAUUUCAACCACCACUAGGAAAUUUUGUUUUGAUGCACUAUCAAGCUCCAUGCAACAUUGAUCCACCUGUUAAAGGCUUCUACCAGUUGUCUAUGGUAUCUGAGAAUGAAGGUGCUUUUCUAUUUAAGUUGAGAUUGAUGGAGGGCUACAAGUCUCCGUUUAUUAUGGAAUUUUGCAUGGUAACAAUGCCAUUUCCUCGGAGAAGAGUUGCAUCAUAUGAUGGGAAUCCAUCAGUUGGGACAGUUUCAAUGACAGAACAUUCAAUUGAGUGGAGAAUUGUUUCAAGCGGCAGGGGCCUCAGCGGUAGAAGCAUAGAGGCUAACUUCUCUGGCACUGUUAGAUUUUAUCCUAGAACAGCACAGCGAAUGAACUCAUCAUUUCGGUCAGUUUCAACUGAUACGUUAGCUGAAGAUAGUGACUGUGAGCAAGAUAACACUAACAAUGGUGCCAACUUGGAUGACUACCUUAUGGAAAAAAUGAACAGGGACCUUCAAGCAGUUGACUUGGAAGAGCCAUUGUCUUGGCAAGGCUAUAAUUAUGCUAAGGUUUCUUUUAAAAUAGUUGGGGGCACGCUGUCUGGUCUUAUAAUUGAUCCAAGAUCUGUAACAAUUUACCCUUCUGUCAAAGCCCCAGUUGAAUACUCAAUGCAGGCCUCUUCUGGAGACUACAUACUAUGGAAUACCUUAGGAAAAUGUCCUUCUGUGGCUUUGCCAAAAGAAUUAUGAUCUCCAAUGUUCAUGACCGGGCCUGGUCCUCAAUGGUUUUCUGGUCCUACCAGGGCUGUGAUGUAGUAAUUAUUUUUCUUCUUCUUUGUUCUUCAGGAGGUUUUGUUUCAGCGCGAAAACAUCAAACAUGUACAUCUUUUUGUCAAGACUGUUUGAUAUGCGGAGUUCAGAUUUCAUGGCUCUACGCUGUCUCGAGUACAAUAAUUUCUCUCAA
This is a messenger RNA of Brachypodium distachyon (stiff brome), 2171 nucleotides long. Its product is annotated as AP-5 complex subunit mu. The transcript is spliced from 8 exons. Gene Ontology annotation, biological process: endosomal transport; intracellular protein transport. Gene Ontology annotation, cellular component: cytosol; lysosome; clathrin adaptor complex. NCBI's taxonomy places the organism in Eukaryota, Viridiplantae, Streptophyta, Magnoliopsida, Poales, Poaceae. The record is from RefSeq and is a predicted model, not a curated record. The coding region runs from base 92 to 1957 and encodes 621 amino acids.